UUGUUUCGUAAUGCUGUCCCAACGCGUUAUACAAUUAAGGUGGAUGUUACAAACAUUGAAGGAGCUGAGCGUGAAAAUUUUGUGAUCAAACAACAAAAUAUGGAGGACGUUAAAAUAACCGAAAAUGAGCAUCAUGUUGAUGAUGUAGUUAUGGAACGACCAAGCACUUUUACUACGGUGACAUGUAACAUUAUGAAUUCAAAUGAAACUCUUUCAGCCACUGAGUACGCCCAGAAAUCUUACCAAGAGGUGCUGUUUCAAGCAGCAAAAUCUGUCGGAGAAGAGGUUGAGAAUGGUGCGCUACUCUUUGUUAAAAAUAAGGAGUCUAAAAAUAAGAGUGGCAAAUGUGUAACAAAUUCUUAA
Parnassius apollo (apollo) is the source of this 363-nucleotide messenger RNA. The record is from the annotation of a GenBank genome assembly. NCBI's taxonomy places the organism in Eukaryota, Metazoa, Arthropoda, Insecta, Lepidoptera, Papilionidae.